Messenger RNA from Etheostoma spectabile (orangethroat darter), 2331 nucleotides. RefSeq names its product butyrophilin subfamily 1 member A1. Lineage: Eukaryota; Metazoa; Chordata; Actinopteri; Perciformes; Percidae. Gene Ontology annotation, biological process: regulation of cytokine production; T cell receptor signaling pathway. The transcript has 9 exons. The record is from RefSeq and is a predicted model, not a curated record. Gene Ontology annotation, molecular function: signaling receptor binding. Gene Ontology annotation, cellular component: external side of plasma membrane. The coding region runs from base 259 to 1965 and encodes 568 amino acids.
CUAGAGAUGGAGCUUUCUCUCAACUUGUUAAGGAAAGUUAAGAGAUGGUUAUUCUAGUCUAAGUAGGGGGGUAACACAAAAUCCUGGUCCUUGUAGAAAGCAUUUUUGCUGGACUGGUGUAUUUUGUUUUAGCUUGCGUAAUCCUCGAAACCGCAAGUGUUGAACAGCCAAUCAGUCCGUUAGGAGUGUCUCCAUCUCCGUUAUUAGAGCCGGUGAGAUGUUAAAGUGAUGUCAGAUUGUUAGGAGACAUCGACAGCGAUGGAUCUUCUUCCUCUUCUUCCUCUUCUGUGUCUCUGCCUCCUGACUUGCUCUGGAGUCACGUCUGCUCAACAAAACCAACCACCAGUGAACGUGGAAGAAGACAGUGAUGUUGUGUUACCCUGCUCUCUCAGCACCAAGGAGGACAUAGAGUUUAAACUCUUUGUCUGGAGGAAAGUUCCUCAGAAAUAUGAAGGUUGGAAGGAGGUAUUCCAGUAUAACGCAGGCAUUCAUUACAACAAAGGUCGAGGUGGUCAGAGUGAAGAGUUCAAAGGUCGAGUCUCUCAUUUUCAAGAUGAACUGAAACACGGCGACGCCUCCAUAACCAUCAGAAAUACAAAGAUGGCCGAUAGUGGAGAAUACAGCUGUUACUUUCCAAAUCUUCAAACACCUCAAACUUUCUACAUUAAGCUUGUUGUUGGUGAGCCGUCAAAGGUCAUUAAAGUGGAAGAAGACAGUGAUGUUGUGUUACCCUGCGCUCUCAGCACCAAGGAGAACAUUACGUCUGGACUCUUUGACUGGAAGAAAGAUCCUCAGAGAUAUGAAGGUCAGAAGGAGGUGUUCAUGUAUGUAGAAGGCAUUCACUACAACAACGGUCUAGGUGGUCAGACUGAAGAGUUCAAAGGUCGAGUCUCUCAUUUUCAAGAUGAACUGAAACACGGCAACGCCUCCAUAACCAUCAGAAAUACAAAGAUGGCCGACAGCGGAGUCUACAGCUGUUAUUUUCCUCGUCUUCAAACACCUCAAAUAUUCUACAUUAAGCUUGAUGUUGUUGGUCGUGUUUUAAAAGACCGAUCAGGGGAAAACAUCCCAGGUGCGGCGCCAAAACCAUUUGUCGCUAUACUUGAUCAAACAAAGGACCGGUCUCUGCUGCAGUGUGACGUUCACGGUGAUCCAGAACCUGAAGUAGAGUGGCGGGACAGUGCUGGAAACAAACUUCCUGCAGAGACCCAGGUCGAACCAAUAAGAAACCUUUUCUACGUCACUCUCAGAACUACUGUGACCCAGACCGACCGCUAUCGCUGUGUGGCAACACAGAAGACCAUCAGCCAUCAGGUUUCUAAUGAGAUCUCUGUCAUCACUUGGCUCUCCCCUGGAUGGAUUAUUCUUAUAGUUGUUGCUGUUGUUGUUGCUGUUGUUGCUGUUGUUAAUGUUGUUGUUGUUAUAGCUGUAGCGGUGUUUGUAAAAAUGGGCUACAUCACAUUAUAUCGUAUAAAAGGACCCUCCCUUGGAUGGAUUAUUUUAAUAGUUGUUCUUACUCCUGUUGCUGGUGUUCUUGCUCUAAUGAUGCUUGUAUACAAGGGCUACAUCAUAUUAGAUCAAAAGAAAAAAUUCAUCAAAGUGAAAGAAGGCCGUGAUGUUACUUUACCCUGUUCCCUCAGCACCAAGGAGGACCUUACGUCAAAGCGGUUUAUCUGGAGGAAACGUCCGGAGGAGAGAGGUGAAUGGCCAACCGUGUUCCUGUAUGAAGGUCAGAGGAAAGAGGUUGAAGGUCAAGACAAACACUUCCAAGGUCGAGUCGAAUAUUUUCCAGAAGAACUGAAACAAGGCAACGUCUCCAUAAAGAUCAAAAAGACAACGAAGGCUGACAGUGGAUACUACGUCUGUGAUCAUCUAGAUCUUCAGAAUCCUCAAUUGUUCAUCGUUCAGCUUGUUGUAGUUGAUGCUUCAACUCAGAAGAAGAAGAAACAUGAUUCAAUAAUCUAAUGGAACGUCGUUCACUAAUGAUGACAUGAGGCUUUGAUAACGUCUGUGUUGCUGGAAACAUUGAUUUAGUUUCCAGUUAUUUUCUGCUUGUUCUAUCCCAGUUAGGCUGGUUGAUGUGGUCUUCAGUUCUAGUUGAUUGUGGACCUGUUGGUAAGACUGGUCCAGGAUUCCUGAUCCAGAGGUGUGUAGAGCAGAGAGGACCAGCUCAACAUGAUGAUGCUCUUAGAAGUCUUUAUUUUAGAUUCACACCAAAUCACAAAGUUAGCUGUGAUGGUGUGAAGUGUGACAUAUAUUGUGUAAAAAGGUCACUUCAUGUAAUGUUUUAGUUAUUUUAUAGUGUUUUAGUCCAGCUGUUUGCUCUUUAGA